Globicephala melas (long-finned pilot whale) is the source of this 1559-nucleotide messenger RNA. RefSeq names its product F-box only protein 27-like. Gene Ontology annotation, biological process: glycoprotein catabolic process; SCF-dependent proteasomal ubiquitin-dependent protein catabolic process. Gene Ontology annotation, cellular component: SCF ubiquitin ligase complex; cytoplasm. NCBI's taxonomy places the organism in Eukaryota, Metazoa, Chordata, Mammalia, Artiodactyla, Delphinidae. The record is from RefSeq and is a predicted model, not a curated record. Gene Ontology annotation, molecular function: ubiquitin protein ligase activity; protein binding.
AUGACCCCCACAGAGCUGGGAAAGAAUUCUAUCCUUCAGGAAGUCGCAGCGGCGCCUGGCGAGAAAACCUCCUCCAGGGGCCAGCCUGUCGGGAUCCCCUUGCUAGAGCAGGAACCCGAGGAGCCGCUGGGUCUGGGCCAGCUGCCCACGGAGCUGCUCGAGAUGGUGCUGAGCCACGUGCCCCCUCACGUGCUGCUCGGGCGCAGCCGCCGGGUGUGCCGGCGCUGGCGCGACCUGGUCGACUGCCAGGCCCUGUGGCUGAGCAUCCUGGCCCGGAAACACGCCGCCCUGUGGCCCAUCGUCAGCACCUGCCUGCCGGCCGCCGACGACCCCAGGCCCUGCGUCCUGGGCCGCUUCUGCGAGCGCAGACCCGUAGGACGCAACCUCCUCCGGAACCCCAGGGGCCUAGAUGGCUCCCAGAAACAGCCUAUGCUGAGCGGUGGGGACGACUGGACAAAGGAGGGAAAAUGUAAGGGCAUGCCUGCCCCUCCUUGUGAUGUCCACUUCCUACCUGCCUACUACCUACCUGGUUACAGGUGGUUUCAAAAGAAGGAAGUGUUGGACCUGGAGGAAGAGGGUUUCUGGCCAGAACUCCUGGACAGUGGAAAGAUUGAGAUCUGUGUCUCUGCCUGCUGGAUGGAACAAAGAGGCACUAACCGUAUACGUAUAUAUCAGCUAAUUGUGCAAAUUCUAGACGUCAACCAGGCUGUCCUGCAUCAUUUCUCUUCGAAUCCUUUUCCCAUCCGGCAGUGGAGGAGAGUCCCCUUUGAGGGCAGCCAUGUGUUCUCCAACCUCAAGAAGGGCGUUCGCUUUGUGUCUUUUGAAAAAUGGGUGUCAAACCUGGAGUUCGGGAACGAGCAAUAUGGAGUCCUUUUUACCAACUCCAGUGUGAUUGUGAGGGUCUGUCUGUCCUAGUCGUGGGCUGUCCUUGCAAAACUACCUGACCGUGCCUUCCAGGAGCUGAGCCCAUUGGCUGGGCCAUCUCAGUAAUCAAGGGCUUGUAGCUCCCUGGCAUCCUGGGAGCUCCUGGGUCCAUUCGAAGUUCCUGCUGGGCCCUGUCUUCAGGUUUUGGAAACUACUAGAAGAAAGUUUCUGCUGCUGUCUAAGGCAGACCUUGUUCUACUGAAUGGAAACCCACAGUUGAGCACAGGGAAAUGCUGGAUCCUGAGAGCUCCACGAUCCCCCAGAGGCCCUGUGGUUCAGCCCCAGUGCCCUCUGCCCUUGUCUCCUCCUGUUUCUGCUGUAGAGGCUAUAUUCGUCCCUUCCAGGAGGCCCUCUUUCACCUCUGAACUAGAAGCUCAUCCUUAUGGCUGGGAAAAUUCCAGCCCCCCUUGGGUGGUGAACUUAACCUCAUGGGGUUUCAAGCAAGACUGGGACCAGUACUCACAGCAGGAAGUCAAACUAGUGCAAAAAAUGUUUGGAGACAGAGGGUUCUGCCCACCCUGUGAACAAUGAAGCGGUUCCCUGAGCCCAACCCUACCCUGAAUUGUAUGGGGUAUAUAAUAAUUUUGUUAUUUUGAAAUGCUUUUUAAACAUGGAGAGAAUAAAUGAGCAAUAUA